AUGCAGCAGACUUCGGCCGACGAUAGCUUCGCCCAUCUUAGCCGUCUGUCGCAAAAAGCAGGCGUGCAAGCCACUCUGAUACUCUCGCGUGAAACUGGUGCCAUCGUCCGUUCUUCUGGUCUGGUGUCCCGCGACGAAUCCUCCAACUCAGAGAGCACACUACCUGCUUCGAAUGGCUUGACGGAUGACCGAACUGACGGUGCCAUGCCGACCGCCGAGCAUGUCGCUGAAGUUGUCUGGAAGUUCGCCAAAGCCGCUGGCGAUAUGCUGCAAGAGCUGUCGAAUUUACCUGAAGACGACGUGAAGUUGCUCAGAUUGCGCUCCAAAAACAAAGAAUAUGUCAUCUUCCCAGGUACACAUAAAGUCUUCUGUGCUUGUUGUCAAAUUUCUGCUAACACCGAACCAGAUGCCAAGUUUAUUGCUGUCGCCAUCCACAACACUCCGCCAGCAUGA
This is a messenger RNA of Aureobasidium musti, 453 nucleotides long. The record is from the annotation of a GenBank genome assembly. NCBI's taxonomy places the organism in Eukaryota, Fungi, Ascomycota, Dothideomycetes, Dothideales, Saccotheciaceae.